This is a messenger RNA of Pelmatolapia mariae (spotted tilapia), 1810 nucleotides long. It is a transcript of the gene eif2b4, whose product is annotated as eukaryotic translation initiation factor 2B, subunit 4 delta. The record is from RefSeq and is a predicted model, not a curated record. Bases 51 to 1697 code for a protein of 548 amino acids. The transcript is spliced from 14 exons. Lineage: Eukaryota; Metazoa; Chordata; Actinopteri; Cichliformes; Cichlidae.
UAUGGUAGUAGUUUCUACAGCAGAAGAGGAGGUGAAGCAGCAUCGUAAACAUGGCUGACAGUGGAGUGAUAGAUGGACCCGGGAGGAAAGAUGAAAUCGAACGCGCAAAGAGUGAAGGCAAAGACCUAACCAAGGAGGAAAAGCAACGGCUGAGGAAAGAGAAGAAACAGCAGAAGAAAAACAAAGAGAAAAAAGAUGACAAGGCAUCACAGGAAAAUGAGAAGGAGAAGAAGCUGGUCACUUCAGCAGCUCCAGCAUCCCAGCCCCCGACACAACCCACAGUGCAGAAAGCUCCUUCAGCAGUGCCUGCUACUGCACCCGUUUCUGUGCCUGCUUUAGAGGCUUCUGCGCCCGCGGACAAGCCAGCAAAGACUAAAGCGGAGCUGAAAGCUGAGAGGAGAGCUCGGCAAGAAGCUGAGAGGGCCAGCAAACAGAGCAAGAAGGGAGAGACGGGACAGCAGGCAGCCACGAGCAAACCAAAAGCUCCGCCCAGUGAUCUGCAGCCAGUGGUGAAGAGGCUCCCAGAACACAUUCAAGUGGACAACCCAGACGUUUUAAAGAAACUUGCCAAGAAGUUGGAAAGGCAACAGACACCAGAGCACUAUGCUGCUAAAAAGAUCCCGCUGCGCUCAGAUUAUGGCUACAAAGUCAGCCUGUUUUCUCAUCUCCACCAGUACAGUCGCAAAGCUCCUCUAACACAGCAACUCAGCAUUCCUUCCACAGUGAUUCAUCCUGCUAUUGUCAGGCUGGGUUUGCAGUAUUCACACGGCAUUGUUGCAGGAUCCAAUGCUCGCUCUGUUGCCCUGCUGCAUGCUUUCAAACAGGUAAUAAGGGACUACACUACACCUCAAAAUGAGGAGCUAUCAAGAGACUUGGUCAACAAGCUAAAACCUUAUAUCAGUUUUCUGAAUCAGUGUCGCCCUCUGUCAGCCAGCAUGGGUAAUGCAAUCAAAUACAUCAAGAAGGAGAUCUCUAAUAUUCCUAGUAACUCUAAAGAAGAAGAUGCAAAGAGCAAACUGCUCAACGGUAUCGAGUCCUACAUUAAUGAGAAGAUUAUUCUCGCUGGUGUAGCUAUUGCCAAGUGCGCCAUAGAAAAACAAAAGAUCAGUGAUGGAGAUGUUAUCCUAGUUUAUGGAUGCUCGUCACUGGUCAACCACAUCCUUUGCGAGGCCUUUGAGAAGAGCAGAAAAUUCCGUGUUAUUGUUGUGGACAGCAGGCCUCGGCUAGAGGGCAAGGAGGCCCUGAGGCGCCUGGUCCAGAAAGGCAUCAGCUGCACCUAUGUUCUUAUCUCUGCUGUCUCUUACAUCCUUCCAGAGGUGUCAAAGGUUUUCCUUGGUGCUCAUGCUCUGCUGGCUAAUGGUUACGUCAUGUCUCGAGUGGGGACAUCACAGAUAGCUCUGGUGGCCAAAGCUUUUAAUGUGCCUGUGCUGGUGUGUUGUGAGACCUACAAGUUCUGUGACAGGGUGCAGACAGAUUCCUUUGUAUCUAAUGAACUCGAUGACCCCGACGACCUCAUUGUAACCCGUAAAGGAACGACUCCGCUGGAGGGAUGGCAGAACCAGUCCUCUCUCGGCCUUCUUAACCUGGUCUACGACGUGACGCCGCCUGAUUUCGUAGAUCUAGUCAUCACAGAGCUCGGGAUGAUCCCGUGUACCUCUGUCCCUGUGGUGCUGCGAGUCAAAAACGUGGACCAGUGAACAACUCAGUUUGUGUGCACAAGAGCUUGUACACACACACACAACAAAUUGUGCUUUUAGCAUGCAAUAAAUAUAUAUCUGAAGUGACAUAUGCUUUUUAAAUUGAGUCCAUG